AUGUCUCCAGCUUCGAUAAUUUGGUUUGGUGUAUUCCUCUGUGGAGUAUUGGUUUCUGCAGAAGUUCAAUCCGAUGUCAAGGAUGUUAUUCGUCAAUUUCCAUGGAAUAUUGAUCCUCAAUUCAGUCAACCUAUUCAUCAUCAGCGUUCUGCUGCUGCUCAAUCACCAUUGGAUGAAUUGUUCAAAGUUCCAGCUGUAAAGGAUUUAAUUCAAUAUUUGGAAAAACAUGGAAUUCAAGCUGAAAAAAUGUUUAGCAAUUUUAUAAGAAUCGUACAGCAAUAUGAAGCAUUUGCCAACGCAUCAUCAAUUGGAGAUGUUUUUGACAUUAUGUUCAAGAUAUUGCCAAUGUCUGAAGUGUCAGCUGUAGUGAAAGAGAAAAUUAGGGACGAUCCUGAAUUCGCUAAACUAGCUCAAGUUAUUAAAAGUCCACAAUUUAAAGCUUUGUUCUAUCGUGCAUUGAAUGCCAAGGCUACCUGUGCUGGUUGCAAUGGACAAGUUCGAGGAUUUUCAUUUUCAGUUGGUUUCAGUAUUUCUUUUGUGAUUGCCUCUGCAGACGUUCAAUCUGAUGUCAAGGACUCCCAGGAUAUUAUCAACCAAUUCCCUUGGGAUAAUGAUGUCAUUCAACCACGUUCAUCAUCAUUGGAAGAAUUAUUCAAAGUUCCAGCUGUACAAGAUUUGGUUCAAUACUUUGAAAAACAUGGAAUUCAAGUUGAGAAGAUGAUCGUCAAUUUCAUGAAGAGCAUCAAUCAAUAUGAAGCUUUCUCUAAAGUAACAUCUAUUGGUGAUAUUGUCAGUGUUAUCUUUAAAAACUUUUCACUACCCGAAGUAGUAGCUAUGAUCGAGAAGAAAAAGAAGAGUGAUCCUGAAUUCGCCAAACUUGCUAGAGCUAUUCGGAAUCCAGAAUUCAUGGGUUUGUUCUAUCGGGCAUUGAAUGCCAAAGCUACUUGUGUAGGUUGCAAUGGACAAGAAGUUAGAAGAUUUAAGUUUUCAGCUGGUAUUAGUGUUUCUAUUGGUAAAUAA
Messenger RNA from Episyrphus balteatus (marmalade hoverfly), 1020 nucleotides. RefSeq lists its product as uncharacterized. Lineage: Eukaryota; Metazoa; Arthropoda; Insecta; Diptera; Syrphidae. The coding region runs from base 1 to 1020 and encodes 339 amino acids. The transcript has 2 exons. The record is from RefSeq and is a predicted model, not a curated record.